Messenger RNA from Emiliania huxleyi CCMP1516, 993 nucleotides. RefSeq lists its product as hypothetical. The record is from RefSeq and is a predicted model, not a curated record. Bases 1 to 993 code for a protein of 330 amino acids. Lineage: Eukaryota; Haptophyta; Isochrysidales; Noelaerhabdaceae. The transcript is spliced from 5 exons.
AUGCGCGCCGCCACCAUCCUCGCCUUUCUGCACGGCGUCUCUCUGGGCGUGCUCUGGGAGUGCGCCUCGAUGGCGGUCCUCAUCGCCGCCUCGAUCGUCGAGUACAGCCUCGGCACCCUCUCGAUGGCGGUGGUGUUUGUGGGCAUCGCCUGCGGCGCGUUCGCCUGCGCGCGGCAGGCGCAGCUCGCCCGGCCGCUGCUGAGCAUCCUCGCCUUCCGGCUGAGCGCCCAGUGCGCGAUGACGUUUGGCACCGGAUCGGUGCUCCUAGCGACGCUCCUGCACGACACGCCGGCCUGCACCUCGUCGACGAUCCGUUCGAGCGCGUGGCGGGCGCCGCUCGUGCCGCUGCUGCGCGGCGUGCUGCCGCCGCGCCUGCUGCGCCGCAUCUUCGGCGUCGUGCCGCCGCGCGCGCCUCCCUUCCUCCGCCUGCUCGCCGCGGUGCUCUCCCACGAGUGGCUCGGCUGGGCGUUUGCUCUGCCCGGCACCAUCUCCUUCCGCCCCUCGCCACACAUGCGCGGAGGCAGCCUCGCCACCGGCGGCGGCGGAGGCGAGGGCGGCUGGCUCGCCGUGCGCGAGCUCGCCGGCGUGUACACGUACGGCUGCUACGACAGCGUCCACGCCGACCGCGCGUACAUCUUCCGUUACAAGGCCUUUUGGAUCCGCCCCGCCGCCGCCGACCUGCUGCACACCUCUGGCUCCCUCCUGCUCAAGAUGGUCCUGAUGCACGCGUACGCCGCCCUCUUCAUGCUCCUCGCGCAGCCUAACCACAGGGACGCCUUCGCCGCCGAGCUGCGCCGCCGCGUCGACCGCGUACGGCGGAGGGUGGCGCCCCGUCCGCCCGUCCGCCGCAUCGCGAUCGAGCCCGGCGACGUCUGCGCCUUUUGCCACGAGGAGCUGCUGCAGCCUCCGCCACGCGAGAUCUCUGCCGAGGUCCACUCGCACCGCGGCACCAGCACACCGGGGCUGCAGCGACUGGCGCUCAGGGCGUGGUGA